GUGAGUGAAAGAGAAAGAGAAAGAGAAGAAGCGUUUCGUCCUCUUCGUUUCCUUCUUCCAUUAAUACAAAGCAAAUCCUACUCUGAAAGCUUCUUUAUUCAACCUCUCUACUUCAGUUUCUCUGUCCCCAUUUUUCAUCUGAGAGUUAAAACUGUAACCUCAAAAUCUGAGAUAAAGUCAAAAAAAAAACCCCAGUUUAUGAUUCUCAUUUUCUCUUUAUAAUCGAAAGCUUCGAUUUUUAACAAAACCCAGAAUCUGUGUUCUUGUUUUUUUUUUUUUUUGGUGAGAGUUAUCUUUUUUUUUUUUGGAAUAUUGGGUGAGAAUCUGAGUAAUGGGAUUUACAUAAAAAGAUUCUAUGUAAAUACUAAAAUAAUCUGGAAAUUAUUAAAUUUCCAAACUUUGUGUUCCAUUUUGUGGACUCAAAUUUGUUUAUAAAGAUCUCAAAUCAGAGAGAUUGAGACGACCAAGAACAAGCAGAAGAAGAAGAAGAAUUGAGAGAAUGUGGUGGUGGUCUUCUUCAACUAAAGGUCGUUCGAAUCUGGAGAGGUUUCUUUUAGGAAUCACUCCUAAGCCUCCUUCCUUCUCUCUUCCUCAGGGAAAGGAGGAGAUUGAGUAUUUCAGGCUUGGUGAUCUCUGGGAUUGUUAUGAUGAGAUGAGUGCGUAUGGCUUUGGCACACAGGUUGAUUUAAACAAUGGCGAAACCGUUAUGCAGUACUACGUCCCGUACCUAUCCGCUAUCCAAAUCCACACUAACAAACCCGCCUUGCUUUCCAGGAACCAGAAUGAGGUGGCUGAAUCUGAGAGUAGCGAGGGUUGGAGCGAUAGUGAGAGUGAAAAGUUGUUGUCAAGGUCAAUGAGCAAUGAUUCAAGCAAAACAUGGGAUGCUGUCUCUGAAGAUUCGGUUUUCGAUCCGGAUGGUUCACCGUUGCUGAAAGAUAGACUUGGUAACCUUGACUUUAAGUACAUUGAAAGAGAUCCUCCGCACAAGCGGAUUCCCUUAACCGACAAGAUAAACGUAUUGGUGGAGAAAUAUCCGGGACUCAUGACCUUAAGGAGUGUCGACAUGUCUCCUGCAAGUUGGAUGGCUGUUGCGUGGUACCCGAUAUACCACAUCCCAACCUGCAGGAACGAGAAAGAUUUGACGACAGGCUUCCUAACUUAUCAUACUCUAUCUUCGUCUUUUCAAGAUAAUGUGGUGGAAGGAGAUCAAAGCAACAACAAUGAAGAAACAGAGUUUUGUGAAGAUUCCGUAAUAAACAAGAGAAUGCCAUUGCCUCCGUUUGGUGUAACAACUUACAAAAUGCAAGGAGAUCUUUGGGGGAAGACGGGGUUUGACCAGGACCGGUUGCUUUAUCUUCAAAGCGCUGCGGAUUCAUGGCUGAAACAGCUCAAUGUUGAUCACCAUGACUAUAACUUCUUCCUUAACUCGAGCUUCUAAAGAUCAAUCGGGUCGUUCGUAUGUUUAUCCUUCUCCAAACCUUAAACAAAAAAAAAAGACCUCAUAACCCUUUUUCUUUGUUGUUUUCAAGCUCCUUUUGUUUCUCUGUGUUUUUUGUUCUUUUUGUUUUUGUCUGGCUCGUUGUGUUGUUUUAGGUAGCAACCGCCAUCGCGGAGUUUUUUCUCCUUUUGCAAGCCAAUCAUGGAAGUUUCUAAGAAGAAAACAGAGCUUUUUUUUCUUUUUUUUUAACGGUGUUGAGAAAACAAGAAAGUUGUUUUCUUUUCUUGGGUGAGAGAUCAUGUAAAUUGACCUUGAACAGAGGACUCUGUUUUGUACUUUUCUGUCUAAAAUAUAUAAAAAAAUCUGUCUUUCUUGUAUGUCGGUAUGAGUGGAAGAAGAAGACUGUUUUUGAUAGAUUUGAUAUGUCCUUUCGUUUCUUUUCAAGAUUUUUU
Arabidopsis thaliana (thale cress) is the source of this 1890-nucleotide messenger RNA. RefSeq lists its product as hypothetical. NCBI's taxonomy places the organism in Eukaryota, Viridiplantae, Streptophyta, Magnoliopsida, Brassicales, Brassicaceae. The record is from RefSeq and is marked reviewed. Bases 500 to 1438 code for a protein of 312 amino acids. The transcript is spliced from 6 exons.